AUAUUACACAAGUGGAGAAGAUCAAAGCUACAAUGGUAACCUCAAGAUUCUAUCAGGAUUCAAAAGGGGCAAAAAAACCAAGCAACGUCCGAACGCCACGUGGCAGGGCGGGUAAUCCUGAGUGUGUGGCCGUUAGGAAUGGAAAAGCUGGAACCAAAGGAUUUCCCAGUUUCUGAAACACUCAUCAUCAUUCCACACUAUAAGUUCGCUCCAAUCUCCUCACAGCUUCCCAACUCAGUUUGAAAGAAGCUCCAGCUCCUCCUCCUCUCACUGCAUUCUUACAGCUUUUCCCGUUCCUUCUCUCUCACUCACCAAGCAGCAAUGGCAACCGUUGGUGCUGUCAAUGGUGUUCCGCUAAAGCUGAACGGAGCUGGAGCAACUGCAGUUCCAAGCUCAGCCUUCUUCGGGAGCAGCCUCAAGAAGUUGAACGCUUCAUUCACCGCCCCAAAGAUUUCAUCAGGAAGCUUCAAAAUCAUGGCUGUUGAAGAUGGUGAUGAAGAAAAGCAAACCAAAGGGGACAGAUGGGCCGGACUUUACUACGACAUGUCCGACGACCAACAGGACAUCACCAGAGGAAAGGGUAUGGUGGACACCAUCUUCCAAGCCCCUCAAGAUGCCGGAACUCACUACGCUGUCCUCAGUUCCUACGAGUACAUCUCCCAGGGUCUCCGCACAUACAACUUAGACAACAACAUGAACGGUUUGUACAUUGCCCCUGCUUUCAUGGACAAGCUUGUUAUUCACAUCACCAAGAACUUCAUGGACUUGCCCAACAUCAAGGUUCCUCUUAUUUUGGGUAUCUGGGGAGGCAAAGGUCAGGGAAAAUCUUUUCAGUGUGAGCUUGUUUUUGCCAAGAUGGGAAUUAACCCAAUCAUGAUGAGUGCCGGAGAAUUGGAAAGUGGAAACGCCGGAGAGCCAGCCAAGCUGAUCAGGCAAAGGUACAGGGAAGCAGCCGACAUCAUCAAGAAGGGAAAAAUGUGCUGCCUCUUCAUCAACGAUCUUGAUGCCGGAGCGGGUCGUAUGGGUGGAACCACCCAAUACACCGUCAACAACCAGAUGGUGAACGCCACCCUGAUGAACAUCGCCGACAACCCAACCAACGUCCAGCUCCCCGGAAUGUACAACAAGGAAGAGAACGCCCGUGUCCCCAUCAUCGUCACCGGUAACGAUUUCUCCACAUUGUACGCCCCUCUCAUCCGUGACGGUCGUAUGGAGAAAUUCUACUGGGCUCCCACCCGUGAAGACCGUAUCGGUGUCUGCAAGGGUAUUUUCCGCACUGAUGGCGUCGCUGAUGAAGACAUCGUCGUACUCGUCGACACUUUCCCCGGCCAAUCUAUCGAUUUCUUCGGUGCCUUGAGGGCUAGAGUGUACGAUGACGAAGUUAGGACUUGGAUUGAGGGAGUGGGAGUUGACAUGAUUGGAAAGAAGCUGGUGAACUCCCGGGAAGGACCCCCGAAAUUCGAGCAGCCAAAGAUGACACUGCAGAAGCUGUUGGAGUACGGACACAUGCUUGUCCAGGAACAAGAGAAUGUGAAGAGAGUCCAAUUGGCUGACAAGUAUUUGAGCGAAGCCGCUCUUGGUGAAGCUAACAAGGAUGCUAUCGAGAGGGGAUCUUUCUACGGUUAGCUUUCUGUCUCCAACCCCCCUAGCUAGAGGCCUUUGAUAGGAGGUGCUGCUGCUCAGCAAGUUAAAAUUCCAGUUCCUGAAGGAUGCACUGACCCGCAAGCUAACAACUUUGAUCCCACUGCAAGGAGUGAUGAUGGAUCUUGCUCAUACACUGUUUAGGCCUAUCUAGCAAAAGUCCAAUUGUUGUUAAUUAAUUAUUUGUGUUUUGGUGAAUCCCAGCAGGAGUAAUAAGCCAAGAGAGUCCAAAUUUACUGUUGUUUUCUUUCCUCUGUUUUUUGUUGGAUUAUUAUUGUCCUGUAAUUUUGUGUCACUUUGUUGUAUACAUUACUACUGCUCUUAUUCAAUUAAUUUGAAAGAGUGUGGUUUUCUUUUUAUAACUUAUUGAUCCGUGGUUGAUUCCUGUUGGUUAACUGAGUAUGCAGCUUAAAAUUUUAAGGUUACUGACUUACUGUAGUAUAUCAGUAGAGAUGGGCUCUUCAAAGGAGAAAUGCAAAUGCCCCCAGUUCACAUUAUUGCUUUUGGUAUGCAGUGGCAGAAACAAUGGAACUGCUAAUCAUUCGUAAUACUCUCCUUGAAUUUACACCAUCAAAUAUAAUUGGAAGAUCUAAUGCUUAAAAAGAGAGAGCAUUAACACCUAGACUAGUUUUUUAGUGACUUCAAGUUUGAAAAUCCAUCUUGAAAAUCAUUUUCUUUCACCUCUUUGGCCUUGUUUUAAUCUGCACAUUUUGCCUCAUUUUUACCACCACUUUCUUGCUUCUCCUUCUUAGCUGUUUUCAAUCCCUCUGCUUCUGCCUCCUCUGUUUUUUUGGCCUUUGCUUCUUCCUCUGCCUUCAGCCUUGCAUCUUCCUUGGCUUGUUCAAUAGCUUUAAUCAAUCUCUCCAGACAAAACUCAGCUCCCUCUCCAAACACUCUAGGCAUCAAAUUCUCAGCAACAUCAGCAGGGGUCAUCUUGGUUUCCUCCAGCAUAGUCCCAACUCUAGCAAACAACUCAUGUGAUUCAAUCUUCAAAUAAAUCUUCGCCAGCUCCUUGAACGCUUCAAAUCCACAGUAAGACAGCUCUAUAUGUUUAUCCAUUCUCCCUCGCCGAAUUAAGGCUGGAUCGAGCUUUUCAACAUAAUUUGUCGUGAAAACAAUAAUCCUUUCCCCUCCACAAGCCGACCAUAGCCCAUCAAUGAAGUUCAAAAGUCCAGAAAGAGUAACUUGACUUCCCUUGUUGUUGUCCUCCAACUUCUUCUUCACCUUGUCUUCUGUUGAGUCCUUUUUCUCCCCAUCCUUUUGCUUCUUCUCCCUUUGGCCAGUUAAGUCAAGAGAGCAAUCAAUAUCUUCAAUAACAAUGAUGGAUUUUCCUGAUGUAUCAUUCAGCAAUUUCCUCAACUCCGUAUUAUCCUUCACUGAAGUCAACUCCAGAUCAUACACAUCGUAGUUCAAAAGAUUAGCCAUGGCAGCGAUCAUGGUUGACUUACCUGUUCCUGGAGGACCAUAAAGGAGAUAACCCCUCUUCCAGGCCUUACCGAUUUCAGCAUAAUAAUCUUUGGCCUUACUGAAAUUGAUCAAAUCAUCAACAAUCUCUUGCUUCUUGUUAGGCUCCAUCGCCAGAGUAUCAAAUGUUGCUGGAUGUUGAAAUGUGAUAUAGCUCCACAUGCUCUUGCCAGGCCCAACCCUUUCACUCUUGUUGUUAGUAUACAGUUUCCGUCGCCUCUCCUUAACCAUAAUCUCCUCCCCAACAUCCAAAACCUGUCUCAAAUAUGUCUCGGUUAUGACUUCCCUAUGCCUUUUAUGAAAAGUGAGAAUGAAAUGCUUCUUCUCAUCUUCUCUGGGAUAGAGAGAAAUGGACUGCCGAUUCGAAACAGUCCGGCUGGAAGCCCACCAAACCUUGAUCCCUUGGAAAUCAUCAGUGACUUCUUCAUGGUCCUGCAUACUCAGGACAAAGGCUUUUGGAUUUGGGACAAAGUUGGCCUUAAGCCGCCUGGCUUGCUGGGAAGAGCUCUGGUCAAGGUAUCUUUCAAUGGCCUUGUACCCUUUGUUGCGCUGAAAGCUGUCUCCUUCAUAUUCAGAGAAGGUAAUCCGAAUAUAUGGGUUGAAAUACCUGGUGAUUUUCCUGAUGUAUCUGGCAAUUGGUUGACGGAGUUCGUUGGGGAAAUAGUUUCUGUACAUGGUGUAAAAGAACAGUAGGGCUGCAAUGGAGGAGCCAAAGUUUCCCCAUGAAUCUCCUAUUUUCGCCAUCUUCUGUUUCUAGCUACAAUAGAGGAUAUGUGAUAAAUGGCUGCAGAUUUAUUGCAUUUAAGUAGAGAAAUUCGAGUAAAUAUGUUUAAACAGUAUAAGAAGUCCAAACCAGCUUGCUCAUUGGGAUAUUAAUAAUGACUUUCUUCCAAGCUGC
Oldenlandia corymbosa var. corymbosa is the source of this 4003-nucleotide messenger RNA. The record is from the annotation of a GenBank genome assembly. Lineage: Eukaryota; Viridiplantae; Streptophyta; Magnoliopsida; Gentianales; Rubiaceae.